This is a messenger RNA of Metarhizium robertsii ARSEF 23, 606 nucleotides long. Its product is annotated as deacetylase-like protein. The transcript has 2 exons. Bases 1 to 606 code for a protein of 201 amino acids. Lineage: Eukaryota; Fungi; Ascomycota; Sordariomycetes; Hypocreales; Clavicipitaceae. The record is from RefSeq and is a predicted model, not a curated record.
AUGGUCAAAACACGCAAGGAGCGAGCUGGCAAUGCCCACGUCAAGCUUCGCCAGCCUGAUCGGUCUGGGCCAACAGAGAAGACUCUACUCGACUUUGCCCACGAGCAGAAUUUAUUUCAGCAGGUCCAACAGCGGGAGAAGGAGAUGGCAAAGGAAAGGAGAAAGCAAAGCAUCGCAGACGGUGAUGAUGACGACGGCGAAGUUCCUACCUUAUCUCCCGGUGCAGAGCGAGCCCUCGAAGCUGCUUUAUGGACCGCUACCAUUGCUAUGCUUCACUUCACCUUUGACGUGCUGGUGCAGCAUCAGUAUGGCCAGGAGAUUAGCUGGGCGCAUGUCUGCACAAGAACAGGCCGUGCCUGGCUAGGGCUGCCGGGCCGAUAUCAGCGGCCGCUAAGACAAUCAAUCUUCUUCAUAAUGGGCGUUGCGUCAGGAUGCUAUCUCAUUUAUAUUUCCAACACCUAUGGGUAUUUGGCUACCAUGAAGCAAGCACCGCCGCUGGGAUGUUUGUGGCUCUGGGCUGUGGUGGAAUUGGACCUCGUCUGGGGCUGCCUCAGUCUGCUGCUUGCUGCAGUCUUCCUCAAGCAAGGAGGCUACGAAAUUAAAUAG